UUUUUUUUCUUCUGCAGUAAAACCACCCGGCCUCGUUGCAAGGCUUUCACUCUAUUUUUCUAUUGACAGAAUUGAAGGGGAUUUGGUAGUACCAUUCCCGAUCGAUUUCCUCGUUAUUUUUUCCCACCGCAUCUCUUUCUUUCAUAUCAUAAUCCGCCAUGUUCAUGUCAGGCACUUCUUUAGCUGAUCUAGACCCGUCCGUAACACAACCACCUUCCACGGCCAUGUCUCCUGCCACCACGUCCAACGAGAUCGACGAAGGAUCGUCAUCGUUAAUAACUUCAAAAUCAUCCUCUACUCUUCCGUUGACCGGUAACAGUAAACGCUUACCCUUGCGAAAACGCAUGUCCAAGGAUGUGCAGCCGCAUCUACCGCCAGCGCUGAAAUGGCAACCGGUCGAAAUAUCAGAUUCUCCUUUACGCACACCUUAUCCGACACCGAGUCCACAAAAAAUCGAGAUUAUUCCCCUUCAUCAAUUACAUCAUGAGACAUAUCAGGAGAUGGCAUUCCACAGUUCGCUCGAUACCAAAACUAAUCCACCAAACCAUCCGCAGCUUGUGGAGACACAUGAUAUUCACGAAAAAACUGUCAUCUCCACCCCCAUUCCCACUUUGCCGCCAUCCACAACUCAUGUUCCCCGUCCACCACCAGCUCUGCCGCUCAACGAUAAUGCGCCAAAAGUGAAACCUUUGAAAAAAGUUCAACACUGGAUUACAAAAGGCAAGCAUCGGGAAAACGAGCCUGCUGCCGUCACUAAACCAGCGACGGGUGAAGUUGGAACGUCGCCGUCAUUCCGGGAAGAUCCUCCUCUCAAGAAACCAAGACUGGACGACCUCACAACCAUGCCUUCUGGACGUCCUACCAUUCAUCCAACCCCUCCGCUGAGCAGCCCUGAAGUUCCUGUCAAUACUCCUCCGCCACCAUCUUCUUUUCCUCGUCCUUGUCCUCCUCUCUCCAACCGAGCCAUCAACAAUACUCUUUACUGCAUUUGCCGGAAACCUUAUGAUAUUCCGCGCUUUAUGAUCGCUUGUGAUCGCUGCGAUCAGUGGUUCCACGGCGAAUGUAUUGGAAUCAGUGAAAAACAAGGUGAAUUCAUUGAUUUGUAUUUCUGCAGUGGCUGUGCCAAAGUCACAGGCAAACAGACGUCGUGGAAACCCAAAUGUAAAAAUCCAGCAUGUCAGAAACCAUCGAGAACCGGCAAGAAUUACACGCAGCGGUCAAAAUACUGCAGCGAUCUGUGUGGCGUCCAAGUGGCUCGCGCUCGAUUGGAAUUGGCGGAAAUCAAACGGCGUGGUACGUCGAUUGGAGAAGUGGCCCAACGGCCAAUAGAACUGAGCAGGAUCAUCCAACUUUCCAAAAAUCGUUUAAACUCGUACGCGGAUAAUGAUGAUCGACAGCGUCUCUUACGCGUGCGCGACGAACGCAAGCGAGCCAAAGAAGCGAUCAACACCAAUGACAGGAAAACCUCGUUUCUGAAAAUGAUUAUUCAGAAAAACAGUGAAAACCCGCCGGUGUGUGGGUUUGAUUCACGGUUAUCGUGGAUGGAAGAUGUUUGGAUGCAAGUGGUCCAAAUCCACGACGAUGCUACCGUCGCCCUGAAAGACAAGGAGGUUCCCUGUUUUACGGUGUGCUCGCAGACCGGUCGCUGCAAUAAGCAUGCCAAUUGGCAGAAACUGAAAGCGAUGGAGCUGGAACAUGAGCGCGAGGAGCAAUUCGCAAUUUUGGCUUUACUCAUGGAGGAAAGGAAACAGAUCUUGGCAAGGAUGAAAAAACGACGAGAACACGGUGAUAUUACCGAAGCGUUGAUCAAUGGAACCAUAUCCCACCCAACCUCCACUGCAUAAAGCGAUAAAAAACACCAUACCACGAUUAUUCGUUCUGAAGAUGGGAGCGCACGAAUUCUUUUCACAAGAAUCUUCACACCAUCCUAAUGGAUUGCAUGUUCACUGUAAAUCUUUUUACAAUAAACCACUGUAUGCUGAGCAUCAUCUUUUUUUGGCAUUUUUUCGUUGGAAUUUCCUUUUAUAGAUGAUCGCCUUGGCAAGUUUUAAUAUUCUCG
This is a messenger RNA of Radiomyces spectabilis, 2059 nucleotides long. RefSeq lists its product as uncharacterized. Lineage: Eukaryota; Fungi; Mucoromycota; Mucoromycetes; Mucorales; Radiomycetaceae. The record is from RefSeq and is a predicted model, not a curated record. Bases 159 to 1844 code for a protein of 561 amino acids. The transcript is spliced from 3 exons. Gene Ontology annotation, cellular component: Set1C/COMPASS complex.